Messenger RNA from Boleophthalmus pectinirostris (great blue-spotted mudskipper), 1083 nucleotides. RefSeq names its product sulfotransferase 1B1-like. The transcript has 7 exons. Gene Ontology annotation, cellular component: cytoplasm. Gene Ontology annotation, molecular function: sulfotransferase activity. NCBI's taxonomy places the organism in Eukaryota, Metazoa, Chordata, Actinopteri, Gobiiformes, Gobiidae. Gene Ontology annotation, biological process: sulfation. The coding region runs from base 81 to 1010 and encodes 309 amino acids. The record is from RefSeq and is a predicted model, not a curated record.
CACAGCAUUGGUUCUCAGCUGAGGGACUUCUUUACCUAUUUUGUUGAAUUUUUAUUGUGGAUUUUUGCAUUUUUAUAGUCAUGUCAGAAGAAGAAGAAUUGGACUACAGCACAGCCAUUCAAAGAGCAGGGAAGCAGCUUUGGCGCUUCCCCUUGGUUGCUGUGAGGGGUAUUCCUCUCAUGUGUCACAUUGCAAACAACUUUGAAGACAUCUGGGCUUUCAGUCCAGACCCUUCAGAUCUCCUCAUUGCUACCUAUCCAAAAGCAGGAACAACAUGGACUCAGGAAAUAAUUGAUUUGCUUCUGCACAACGGAGAUGCUGAGGCAUGUAAACGAGCCCCCACACCAGUCCGCAGCCCCUUUCUCGAGAUUGUCUCUCCCAAACCCAUCCCCUCAGGUCUUGAUCUUCUGAAAAAAAUGGACCCCCCGAGAAUGAUAAAGACACACCUCCCUUUUCAGCUGGUACCUCUAGGUUUCUGGGAAAACAAGUGCAAAGUAAUAUACGUGGCACGCAAUGCCAAAGACAACCUGGUGAGCUACUACCACUUCGACCGCAUGAACCAAACCCAGCCAGAGCCAGGCCCCUGGGAUAGUUACAUCCACAAGUUCAUGCGAGGGGAUGUGGCAUGGGGCUCCUGGUAUGAACAUGUGAAAGGCUACUGGGCAGAGAGAGAAAAGAAGAACAUCUUGUAUCUGUUUUAUGAAGACAUGAAGGAGAAUCCCAGACAGGAAGUAGAGCGCAUCAUGAGGUACCUGGACCUGUCUAUCUGUGAUGAAGUUAUCAGUCAGAUUGUGGAUCUGACCUCAUUUGAAAGCAUGAAGGAAAACCCCAUGUCCAACUACUCCUGUGUCCCACCUCCUGCGUUUGACCACAGUAUCUCUCCGUUCAUGAGAAAAGGUGAAGUUGGUGAUUGGAGAAACCACUUUACUCCUGAACAAUCAAAGAUGUUUGAUGAAGACUACAAAGAGAAAAUGAAAGAUGUGGACAUACCAUUUAGGGAUCUCAUUUAACAGAUGAAAAAUGGCCUCUGAAGAUCAAGAGUAUAUGCAGCAACCAAAGACAAAUGAACUGGCCCCACCAACC